Messenger RNA from Cimex lectularius (bed bug), 671 nucleotides. RefSeq lists its product as uncharacterized. The transcript has 3 exons. NCBI's taxonomy places the organism in Eukaryota, Metazoa, Arthropoda, Insecta, Hemiptera, Cimicidae. The record is from RefSeq and is a predicted model, not a curated record. The coding region runs from base 204 to 620 and encodes 138 amino acids.
ACAAUCAAACCGAGAGGCGAUCAUGCUCAGCUCUACUUCGUGGGGCCUGUAAUUUUCAAUCCUGUCCGACUUUUCUUCCACGGAAUAAAUCACAUGCGAAAUGUACCUUCGAAGUGAAGCAAGCUGCUCUUAUUUUAGUUGUAGCGGUGUGCGCUCAAGCUAGCGCCUGGGGCUACUGGGGCGGUUGGCAUGGCGAUUAUAGCAUGUACGAUUCCCUAGAAGCAAGGUUGAGCAAGGACAGGUCAGCGCCGUUGGAUUCUGCUCCGUCUGUUCCAGCCACUUCUGAAUCUGAAAAAGCGGCCAAGCCUGCCAAAGAAGCACAAGAAAGCCCCGUCCCCUCAGUACCAACUGAAGAAGAGCUGAGGGCCAUGGUAGCUGAAGAGUUGAAGAAGUUGGUGCCCGCUGAAAGCAAGCCCUCUCCUACGCCGGCACUGCCUCCGUGGUUAAAAUGGACAUCGAAAUGGAGCGAUUCGGACGGAAAAGAUGACAGCGAAGCCCCGUGGAUGUACUGGGCGAAGAAGUACGCCGACGAAAAGGGUGUGCCUGGAGUAACCGUCGUAGACGACAAAACUGCUGAAUCCGUCUACCCGAGUCAAGUUAAAAACACUAAAAAGGAUUAAGGUUUAAAUUAAAAAAAUACAAUCUUUUAUGAAUAAAAAUUUUUAAGUGUG